Molecule: messenger RNA, 717 nt
Organism: Plasmodium inui San Antonio 1
Lineage: Eukaryota; Apicomplexa; Aconoidasida; Haemosporida; Plasmodiidae
Exons: 3
Coding region: 1-717 (238 amino acids)
Source: RefSeq, a predicted model, not a curated record
AUGUCUAACCUGAGAAUCAGUAGUGCUAGUGGCAGAAAUGUAAACUUCCAAGGAUGCAACCACUCGAACGACGGAAGUGUUUCCACCUGGGAUGCCGAUUGUAGUGAUAUCAAGAGUGGAGGAACGGUGAAAAACUCGUUUAAAAUUUUGUUUAGAAGUAGCGUCUUCACCGUUUUGUUGUUGGCCGUGCAUUGUUCCACUAGCAACGGCCCCUAUAGUCAAUGGAAGGGAGAAGCGACAAAUGAGAUGAAAGUGCCCCGAUAUGGAAGAAUGCUAUAUAACUCCAGUGCGAGUUACAAGAGUAACGAUCACAGUCCAUCCACGCAAACUAUUCCAGCCUCAUCCUCGUCAUCUCCCCCGCCCUUCUCGCCCUUCUCGAUACCAUCUAACUCGUUCUCCACAAUGAACAAUCCAACACGAAGGAACAACGACGUAUGGAGUACCUACGAGGAUGGAUUAAGAUAUCUUAAUCAUCGAGCAUUUAGAAACAUGGGGAAUGAUUUUCGGUAUCCAAAUUUUUUUCAGAACUCAUUCAAUGGACGAAGCAAUUUUAUGAAUUUGUUGUAUUCUAAGUUCAAUGAGAAUGGUAUAUUUUAUUUAUUUUCUUUUAUCCUUGGGUUGUUUCUUUUAAAUCAAUUGGGAUCUGAGAAAUUGUUUAUGCUGGCCGCCGCUGUGGGUGUAAUGCACCAUCUUAAGAGGUCCACGAAGUCGCGUUGA